Messenger RNA from Ylistrum balloti, 624 nucleotides. RefSeq names its product S-crystallin SL11-like. Gene Ontology annotation, biological process: glutathione metabolic process. Lineage: Eukaryota; Metazoa; Mollusca; Bivalvia; Pectinida; Pectinidae. The record is from RefSeq and is a predicted model, not a curated record. The transcript has 5 exons. Bases 1 to 624 code for a protein of 207 amino acids. Gene Ontology annotation, molecular function: glutathione transferase activity.
AUGCCUCGUAAGCCAUGGAAACUUACAUACUUUAAUGGCCGCGGAAGGGCAGAAAGUAUCCGGAUUGUCCUCACCGAAGCUGGGAUUCCUUUCGAGGACAUCCGAGUCUCCAAAAAAGAAUGGACAGCAAUGAAAGACUCCACACCUACACAUACCCUUCCUAUCCUGGAAAUCGACAACGGGAUUGUUCUUAGCCAGUCAACGGCCAUCCUCAUAUUUCUCGGUUCACAGUUAAAUAUGUACAGUAAAGAUAUCAUGGAAAUGUACAGAAUUGACCUAAUCAUGAACAUGAUGGAUGAUCUGAUCGAUAAGGUACUAGUUCCAGCACUGACCGAAAAGGAUCCUAAUUUAAAGGCCGAAAAGACAAAAGCUGUAGAGAAGGAGAAUUUACCGGGUUAUAUGAAAACGCUUUCCAGAGAACUAGAAGCAGGUGGAAACGGAUAUUUCGUUGGAACAAAGCUUACUAUAGCCGAUGUUAAAGUUUUCACUGUUUUAGAAAACAUGGCAGGCGCUUUUCCAGAAACUAUAGCCAAAUGGAAGGACAUCAAAGGAUUCAUGGAGAGGAUAGCAUCACGACCGAAGAUAGCAGCUUGGAUAAAAGGACGACCAAAAUCGUGGUUCUAG